AUGAUUUCUUUCAGACACACUCAUUCGACGGCUGCUCUGGUUUCUCCAACCUCAAAGAGAUCUAGAGCCAGCCUCAGCAGCCAAAACGCCUUCGAUAAUGCAUUCCAACUCCCAUCUGGGGAAACUUCGUUCACCACCGAGUAUGAUCGCCCCUCCUUCGAGGUCGCUACUUCCGCGAGCUACAGUCAUCUUGCCCUCGGCUGCAAAAAUCAAUACACUAUCCACUCACUUGACGGCUGGAUCGAGUACCCGGAGGAACUACCGCGUCUUUCACCAGAACAGUAUUUAGAAUCGCAGCAGUAUGAUCUAGCCACCAUCUCUCGGUUUUGCCUUCCCUCCAUCGAGACCCCGACCACGACAAACCUGAUCGCAUCGACUGAGCAUCCAGAACGCAGGGCUUGUUCACCAUACUAUUGGGAUUUCCCGGAAACUAUAAACAGCAUGAGAAGGGCUAUUCAGGGCGAAGAGCCUUCUUCGUCCGAGCAAAUCGAGCAUCCUGGUUCAAAAAGAAACUACAUGGACUUGACUUUCAUCCUUGAAAAACCGUCGGAAAAGCCCAGUCCUCCCGAAAGACAGAAACGUUCCCGACUCGAAAUUGAUCGACAGAAGAGAAGCAUCGCAAAGCUCAAGGAGUUUGGCGGCGCCUGUCUAUGGUGCUACCGAAGCAAGAAAAGAUGUGGCCCUGAGGAUAUCUGUUCCCAAUGUUCCUCAAGUCGUCGAACGUGCGUUCGAAACCCAGCACAGGUCCGUCUGUACAUACCUCCCGAGGAAUCCCGCCGCACAGGAGUCCAUUUGACAGGUGGACCUCCAACACGCGAGGCAUAUGAGAUCUUGCAUGGUUUAAUGAUCGACGCAUUUCACAAGAGUGGGAUUGGUGCAGUCAAGGUUCACUUCCGCCCUCAGGGUGCGUCGUUGGGCGACAACAUCUGGGCUUUUGAAGGACCCAGGCCUUACCACAACCCGUCUGAACUAAGGAUUCGACAGGUUGUCGACCAAUUUUCUAGCGCCAUCAGACAGUACAUCCAUUCUCCGGCGCUAUCAGAGCUCGAACAUAACUAUUCUCUGUCGCUUUUCCAAGAAGCCAUAAAGAUGGCCAAGCUCUUUCAGGUCAUCCAGAGCCUCGCAACAUGUCGAGUAUAUGUCGACCCUUGCUCUUUACAGCAUACCCAGGCUGUUUUGUUUCUCAUCACGGUCUCUUGUUGUCAAUACAUGGCGGAGAUAUCUGAGGGAUUCUCUACCGAGCUAUUUGAAGCUCUUCGCCGGAAAGAUGUAUAUGAUACUUACAGCAAAGCGGAACAACAUAAACUCAACGGCCUCAAGCUCUUCAAUCCCAUCUGGAUUACAACAGCUCUGUAUUAUCGCGUGAUCAAAGGCCUGUUGGAUCUGCAAUCUAACCUCGUCAUUGCGCAGGUUUUCGAUUCACUGGAUUCUCAUCUUGUCAACAUCGGCAAUUGUCUAUGGUGCAUGCUGAAACACGUUCCCUGUCAAAAGGAAGGCGAUGAAAAGAUGACUACCAGGCAAGCCGUCGACAGUCAGAUUCCAGCACUGGAGAGUAACCCCCCUCGAUCUUGCGAUUUCUUGGAUACCAAGUAG
This is a messenger RNA of Penicillium chermesinum, 1593 nucleotides long. RefSeq lists its product as uncharacterized. The transcript has a single exon. Lineage: Eukaryota; Fungi; Ascomycota; Eurotiomycetes; Eurotiales; Aspergillaceae. Gene Ontology annotation, biological process: regulation of DNA-templated transcription. The record is from RefSeq and is a predicted model, not a curated record. Gene Ontology annotation, molecular function: DNA-binding transcription factor activity, RNA polymerase II-specific; zinc ion binding. The coding region runs from base 1 to 1593 and encodes 530 amino acids.